AUGGUACUCUUCCCGGCCCAUCGUGCGUCUAAUGGACAAACCGAACACUUAAGGGCCGCUCGCGCCACGGUUCAAUCCAAAGUUCGCAAUGACUGGGAAUUUCCCGACGUCAAACACAUCAGACAUAAUCCCACCAAGUUCCUGCAAGAGCAAUCAGAUCCCGUCAAAGCCACUGCAUGGCGACCACGCUACUACAGCGACGGUGAAGACUCGGCCUCGGACAAUGACGACGACAAUGCCCCGCCUGCAUACGAUACUCCCGACUCGGUCGGCAGAGACCUCGAGGCCCGCAAAGAACGAAGACGCAGACGUCGUCAGCUGAGAUUCGAGGAUGAGAUGAAGGAGAACAUUGGCCUGGCCCAUUGGAGCGCCCAGAGGAACACAUGGACUGGUGCCGAAGAUCGAUCAGCACUUCCGCAGUCUCCUCAGACCCCGUCACAAGCCCACGCCCCUUUCUCGUCGUCAACUCUUACCCAAGCGAUUCCAGACACAGAUUUGAGCAUUCCUGUAGCCGAAGCACUCCUUCCCGGCGACCCCAUCCGCGACCGCAUAAAUCAGAAUGCCUAUUCGGACAUCUACACAAAGGUCAUCCUGCAAGGUCGCACUCCUUCUAUUCCAAUCAGCCUCACAGACGUCACCCGAUCCUUGGUACACGGCUGGAAAGAGGAGGGACAGUGGCCACCAAAGCCUACACCUGCAGAACCCAGUCUGGUCAAGAAAAAUAGUCAUGCACACAUAAAAGGAGUGUUGAAAACACUGGGCAAACCAUUUCUAAAGGGACAGGGAGUACCUGUUGAGAAGGGUACAGCACAAGGCCAGGCUUAG
Molecule: messenger RNA, 825 nt
Organism: Aureobasidium melanogenum CBS 110374
Lineage: Eukaryota; Fungi; Ascomycota; Dothideomycetes; Dothideales; Saccotheciaceae
Exons: 3
Coding region: 1-825 (274 amino acids)
Source: RefSeq, a predicted model, not a curated record